Messenger RNA from Erinaceus europaeus (western European hedgehog), 2113 nucleotides. RefSeq names its product protein Z, vitamin K dependent plasma glycoprotein (gene PROZ). Gene Ontology annotation, cellular component: extracellular region. The coding region runs from base 216 to 1484 and encodes 422 amino acids. Gene Ontology annotation, biological process: proteolysis; blood coagulation. Gene Ontology annotation, molecular function: calcium ion binding; serine-type endopeptidase activity. The record is from RefSeq and is a predicted model, not a curated record. The transcript has 9 exons. NCBI's taxonomy places the organism in Eukaryota, Metazoa, Chordata, Mammalia, Eulipotyphla, Erinaceidae.
UUUUCCUUUAUAUCUGACGGACACAGUAUAGGAAACAGAGUGGAGCAGGCUUAAAUGUUUAAGGAAUGCCGUGCUCAGGUGGGAAGGUGUAGGACGUUGUUGUGGGGGAGGGAAGACUUACGUGGCCGCCAACCUUGUGAGAUUCAUGUGUCCACCCCGUGCUCCCCACAAGUGGGUGAGCGAGUGGGUCACUGAGUGGGUGGACUCUGGCCUCUAUGCUGACCACUGCUGUGGACACAAUGGCUGACCACACACCCUGGCUCCCUGUCCUCGCCCUGCUCCCUGUCCUCGUCCCUGUCCUGACUGAGCCCACAGUGUUCCUCCCGGCCCCCCGGGCCCUGGGGUUGCUGUCUCGCGCCCGCCGGGCGGGCCCCCGCCUGCUGGAAGAGCUGUUUGAGGGGGACCUGGAGCGGGAGUGCUUCGAAGAGAUCUGCACCCUGGAGGAGGCCCGCGAGGUGUUCGAGGACGAGCAGCGCACGGACGACUUCUGGAAACGCUACAUGGGCGGCUCCCCGUGUGUGUCCCAGCCCUGCCUUAACAAUGGCACCUGCCAGGACCACGUCCGCGGCUACUCCUGCUCCUGCAGCUCAGGGUUCGAAGGCCCCAACUGCGCCUUUGCCAAGCAGGAGUGUCACCCCCUGAGGACCGACGGCUGCCAGCACUUCUGCCAUCCGGGAGAGCAGGCCUACACCUGCAGCUGUGCCCAGGGACACCGGCUGGGCGAGGACCGCAAGGCCUGCGAGCCCCUGGACCAGUGCGCCUGCGGGGUCCCGACUCCGGGUGACCAGGCCGACGCCACGGCCCCAGCGGGAUGUGUCCCUCGCGUCUUCCCGUGGCAGGUGACACUGGAGGACGGGGAGGGGACGGCGUUCUGCGCGGGCGUCCUGCUGCAGGAGGCCUUCGCGCUGACCACGGCCCGCUGCGCCCUGCUCCACGCUAACAUCAGCGUGCGCGCCGGGGCCCCCGGAGCAGGCGCGGAGCCCAGGUGGGUGUCCCGGUGGCACGUGCACCCCGGCUUCAGCCCCGGGUCACCCAGACGCUCGGACUAUGACGUGGCGGUGCUAGAGCUGGACCCGCCCCUGCGCUGCGUGGACGUGGGGCCGCCCGUCUGCCUGCCCGAGUGGGCCUUCGCGGAGCGUGUGCUGGUCCCGGGCUCGGCUGGGCUGCUUACUGGCUGGACACUCCGGGGCCCCGGGCCGGCCACCCCCGCCCAGCUGCCCGUCACCGCUCUGGACGGCAGGGCCUGCGCCACGACCCUUGGGACACCCCCCGGCACCAGGCUCUCCUGCGAGCGGCCGCUGGCGGCCUCGGGGGCACGUUGGUGGGCAGGCAGCACGGUGGUGCGCUGGCAUCGGGGCGCCUGGUUCCUGACGGGGCUGUUGGGCGGGGUUCCCGGCGAGGGGACCCCGGGGACGCCCCAGGGGGCGCUGCUCCUCACCAGGGUGCCCCGGCUGGCGCUCUGGCUGCGGCAGGUCACGAAGUGACGGGGGCUGUGGGGCUGGUGCUCCGGGCCCAUGGGGGGAGGAGGAGCCCGAGUAGUAGCGUGCGGGCCGGGACGCACCCACCCAGGCCCAGAGCAGGGGUGGUGCGGGGGCAGGGGAGGGGGCCUGGGAGAGGGCCGGGGGCAGGGACCGAGGGCCAGGCCGCCCAGCCGGGUCCACGCCGCGCUCUGAGCAGAGGAGCCCGAGUGGGGGACAGCCCACAGGAGGAGCCGACCCCGCUCCCACCAGCCCACCCACCCCGUCUCCUCAAACACGCACUUGGGUCCGAGCCGGUGCCGAAGCAAACGCAGAGCGAGGGGGUGUGAGCUGCCCGCAGGCCCCCGGUUCUGCCUCAGAGCCCCAGCGGGGGACAGGCCGGACCGCGCAGGGCAGCCCCCGGGACUCAGGCACACAGACCACGGCCAUCACCCACACCGGGACUGACGACGGGCUCUCGGGCCGGAGCUGGGCCUGCAGGCCACACACGGGAGAUGCCCGUGGCCCCCGGAGGGUCUGUGCCCCCAGGUACCGGUCCACACGGGCAGGGACAGAGAGCCCACGCUCUCCGGAAGAGCUUCUGUGCUGCUUUAAUCUGCUGUGAACCGAGCUCAAAUAAACAUCAUGUGGCCUCG